CCUGUCCUCUUGUCGCCUUGGCAACAGACAAAGGGGGGUUCUUUCUCGACCGGAGGGAAGAGAGAAAAGGUAGCAGCGCAUCACAUGACCCUUUCUGUUCUCAGCAUCUCUGUGUUUGGUUUUUGGGACCAGUUUUCGGACUCGGUGAGAGCAGCCCGGCUUCUCUUCGCCCUGACGGACUGAACGGGAAUCGACAUGUCAGACAUAGUUCCACCAGAGGUUAAACCCAAGCCAGCUGUCCCUGCCAAGCCCCCAAAUGUGGGAGCUCACUCCCCUUCUAGUCCCUUUCCCCCCCAGGGCCCAGGUGUUGGAGGAGGUGGCAUUGUUGCUCCACCUACAAGUGCUAUUCCGGUUCCCAUCGGAAGUCAUGGUCCAAGCCAUGCUGGCAGUCACAGUGUGGGUCAUGGUCAUGGAGGCUCCCACAGCACCGGAGGGGGCUCCACUCUGCUUGGUUACAUUGGUAUUGACACCAUCAUUGAACAGAUGAGGAAGAAGACCAUGAAGACUGGUUUUGACUUCAAUAUCAUGGUUGUUGGUCACAGCGGCCUUGGAAAGUCCACCCUAGUGAACACCUUAUUCAAGUCCCAGGUGAGCAGGAAGAGUGCAGGAUGGUCACGUGAUGAGAAGAUCCCCAAAACCAUGGAGAUCAAGUCAGUGUCUCAUGUGAUUGAAGAGGGUGGGGUCAAGAUGAAACUGACAGUUGUUGACACUCCAGGCUUUGGAGACCAAAUCAACAAUGACAACUGCUGGGAACCCAUUUCUAAGUACAUCAAUGAGCAGUUUGAGAAGUUCCUGAAAGAAGAGGUGAACAUCACCAGAAAGAAGCGAAUCCCUGACACCAGAGUGCACUGCUGCCUUUACUUUAUUCCCCCGACUGGACACUCUCUUCGACAACUAGAUGUCGAGUUCAUGAAGCGCUUGAGUCACUCGGUAAACAUCAUUCCUGUGAUUGCAAAGUCUGACACAAUGACCCUCGAGGAGAGACAAGAGUUCAAACAGCGCGUCAGAAAGGAGCUGGAAAUGAACGGGAUUGAGUUUUACCCACAGAAAGAGUUUGAUGAUGAUAUAGAGGACAAGAGUGACAACGACAAGAUCAGAGAAACGAUGCCCUUUGCUGUGGUUGGAAGUGAUAAAGAAUACCAAGUGAAUGGAAAACGAGUCCUGGGGAGGAAGACACCGUGGGGAAUCAUAGAAGUUGAAAAUCCAAACCAUUGUGAGUUUGCCCAGCUAAGAGAUUUCCUGAUUAGGUCCCACCUCCAGGAUUUAAAGGAGGUCACUCACAACAUUCACUAUGAGACGUACCGUGCCAAGAGAUUGAACGAGAAUGGAGGUCUGCACCCCAUCACUUCAAAUGCCACCCAAGAAAGCAACCUGUAGUCAGUCAGUGACAGAAAUGGUCAACAAGAAAACAGUGCAAUGAAGCUCAUAUAGGAAUCUAUAAGAAAACAAAUCAUGAUUUCCACCCCAGGUUUGCUGCAUGAGUGAAAUCACUGUUAUUAGUCUCUAAAACUUGGUAUUGACUCUGUUUGCCUCCCUCUCCGUGUCAACCCAUCUGAAGUAUGCACAUAUUCCCUGAAGGGACCCCAACUGCUGAGGUUUUAAUGAAAAAUCUGUGAGAGGCUUUGGUUUAGAAAAAAACCCAUAUCACUUCAGUACCACGGUCCCCUCAUUCAGGCUGCCUUUGACCUGUGCAUAGCAGUUGGUUUUAGGUGAUACUUGCCUUCAGCUCCUCCCUCCCUUCCAAUUGCAAGAACUAUUGAAGAGAGUCAGCAGUGUAGAUUCUGUCAGCAUGUAACAACAUAUCAAACUAAGCUCAGAUUAGCACUCUAAAGCCAUUUUCUCUCCGUUUUCAGUCUACAUCUCCAGCUUGGUCGUGGAUAGUUACAGUAUUGUCACAGGUCAGGUGUUGAUCUAUAACACCGAACCAUAGACAUAUAUUAACUAAUACGAUCUCCAGCCAAAUGAUUAUUAUUAUUAUUUUCUCCAGGACAUAUGAUCCAUAUUACCUGGUCUUUACUUCGCAUCCAUUCCCCAUUUGAGUUUUUACGCAACAUUAGUGAUUACUGCUUAAAUUGACAAAUUUCAAAGCAGCUUGCUGUUUUUUUUUUUUCUGUUUUGUCACUUUUCUGUAAUGUGUUUAAUGACAGCAACAAAAAUGUCAAAUUUUGAGUUUCUGUGUAGGAAUAACUUAUAAGAGAAUAGUGAGUCUAAUUUUUUAGUCUGGGUGUAAAACACUGUACUAUUAAUACCUUCUGACCCUAAUGUAAUAUGUAUGUUCUCAUAACAAUGUAAAGGCAGCAGGAGAUUAAGUUAAAUUGUGGUUGGCAUACAGAUAAGAGGUAGACAUGCCCCAGUUAAUUGGUCAGAGAUCAGAAUUGGAUCGGCUCUGAUCAAUGAUGAGAAGGUCAAACGUCUCGUUCCUAUGUAUUAAAUGCAUCAAAACUAAGAACAAAUUUUUGGUCUCUAACCGUAUCAACCAAUAGCAUGUUGAUGCUCUUCCUUUUUUAUCUACAUGGAUAAGAAUUGGAAAUAAGACUUGGACGGAUGUAAUCUUGUAACAUCUGUGCAUUUUAAAAAGGGGGACAGGAGCAGUAUCAGCCAUAUUACAUUACAGUAGACUAGUGGGAAUGAUGCCGCUCAUCAAGCAAGAGUGUUCACUGAAUAGGCACAGAAAACAGUUGCAUUGGCCUAUUAUGCUCUUGCAGUGACACCUUGUGUAUUUUUUAUGUAGAUUAUCAUAGAUUCAGAUGGAUUUUAGUUAUUGUGAAUAUUUUUACACUUAAACAAAGGAAAGGCUUUUAGAUUCAGGGCAGUAUUUACUUCAAUCAACUAUUGGAUAUAGCAUUUGAGGGACACUCAUCUGUACACUAAGGUUUUCCUUUAAUCACAUGCUCUGACCUUACUUACCCUUCUUAGUGGCCACAAACAAAAACAUUUUCCAUUUGUGUCACCAGUGUAUUUUGCAUGGCAGGGAACAUACUUAUAGAAAUCUGAACAAGAUUCUUAAGAUAUCUGCAAAAUAAACUGGUUUGUUGUCUGUUUUACGAAGCGUGAGAACAGCGAAAGUAUUUGCACUGCCAGUUUUACAAAAAAAAAACCAAAUCCUCCUGCUUACCACUUGGUGGCAGCACUCUGCAACAAUAAGAUUGGUUUUACAGAUUUAAAACAUCUGAUGCUCUGACGCUCUUCUUUUUAAUUUAUCCGAUUUUCUUUCCUGAAAAGGUGUACAAAACCUGCCGACAUAUCUCUUCAUAUCAGGUUUAUGAUAAACUUUAAUGUUAAAUACUCAAAUGUGUGCACUGAAUUAAGCGAGCUGUAAACGUGUUUACCACGUUUUCUUCGGGACUUCAAGAUUUCUAAAAGUUCUGCCAUGUACAUUAUAUGCUGUGGAGAACAAUUAUGCCAAAACUAAAUGAUAGUUCAGUAAAUCAGUCAUUAUAGUCACACAUGUCAGUAUGAUGUCGGGCAAAGUGGUCGUAGUUGUGAGUUUAGUGCAAUCAGGGGUCUAAAAGCAGAAUUUUGUGGCAAAGUGCUUGUUUGUGCAUGCGUGUAUCUGUGCAGCCAGUCACCAUCAUUAACUGAAUAUUUCUGAAUGUGUGGUCUGUGCAUUGAACUGGUGUCUUAUUGGGUUAGGACGCUGCUGUCUGAACUCCUGUAACUCCUUUCAGUCAGUAUAACUUCAACAUGGUCACUUAUUUAUUGACAACUUUUUGCAAAGUUGACGUGAAACAUUUAGGGUAUCAUUUCCAAUGUUAUUUGGCAUUAUUUAUACAUUGGUGUUUUAUCAUUGUAAUUUCUUUAUUUAAUAAAUGCACUUCUCCAUGUUUUUAA
This is a messenger RNA of Girardinichthys multiradiatus, 3831 nucleotides long. It is a transcript of the gene septin3, whose product is annotated as septin 3. The transcript has 10 exons. Gene Ontology annotation, molecular function: GTP binding; GTPase activity; molecular adaptor activity. Bases 196 to 1377 code for a protein of 393 amino acids. Gene Ontology annotation, biological process: cytoskeleton-dependent cytokinesis. The record is from RefSeq and is a predicted model, not a curated record. Gene Ontology annotation, cellular component: septin complex; microtubule cytoskeleton; septin ring. NCBI's taxonomy places the organism in Eukaryota, Metazoa, Chordata, Actinopteri, Cyprinodontiformes, Goodeidae.